Leptosia nina is the source of this 765-nucleotide messenger RNA. The record is from the annotation of a GenBank genome assembly. Lineage: Eukaryota; Metazoa; Arthropoda; Insecta; Lepidoptera; Pieridae.
AUGGCGAAAGUAGCAGUGGUGACUGGUGCUAACAAGGGCUUAGGUUUAGCAUUGGUGAAGGGUCUGUGUCAGGAACUAAAUGGAAUCGUAUACUUAACAUCUCGGGAUCUAAAAAGAGGGCUUAAAGCGUGCAACAUCUUGAAAUUCCAAGGUCUUGACCCGGAAUUCCAUCAUUUAAAUAUUACAGACAACGAGGGUAUACAGGAAUUUGUUAAAUUUAUCAAAGACAAACAUGAGAAAAUAGACAUUUUGAUAAAUAAUGCCGGUGUAUUGUUUUUGAAAGACGCUCCAGAACCGAAAACGUUUCAAGCCGAACAGACGCUUCUAGUGAAUUUUUACUCUUUGGUCAAUUUCACUGAAGCUAUGCUACCGUUAAUAAGGGAAAACGGUACUAUUCUAAAUAUAUCUAGUUCAAGACUUAAAAGAAAUGGUCCAAGAGUAUCUGAAGAGUGUGAAGAUGAAUACAGAUACCAAAGUUUGGGGCUCAUCACCGUACGUCGUAUCCAAAGUGGCUGUAAUGCUUAUACAUUUAUGCUGAACAGGAGAUUAGCACCAUCACAUAUCACAGUUAACUGCGUACACCCUGGCUACGUUAUAUCGGACAUGACAAAUGGAGCUGGAUCUAUAACUCCAGAGCAAGGCGCUGUUAUACCACUACAACUCGCUCUACAUCCUGAAAACGGUGGCUUGUAUGUAUGGCAUGAUGGUUCUCGCGUACCUUGGGAUGGACCGGAUCCAAGAGGAUAUAUUGAUAGAAUUUUGUGA